ACUAUACUACAACACAAAAAGCAAUAGAAGACGCAAUAAAUGCAAAACUUCAAGAACUCUCUGAGAGCCUAAACUUAAUCUCAGAAGAAAUACGAAAUAUCUUCUGUCUACCUGAAACAUUCUUCAAAGAGCUACCUCAACUCCCUGAAACACCUUACGACCUUCCAAUAGAGAUGAAAUAUGCUUUCCCAAUGCGCACUAGAAGCCAACUCCAACAACUUCACUACCAU
This is a messenger RNA of Scutellospora calospora, 230 nucleotides long. The record is from the annotation of a GenBank genome assembly. Lineage: Eukaryota; Fungi; Glomeromycota; Glomeromycetes; Diversisporales; Gigasporaceae.